UAACACGAAACAUCCACAAUGUCGUUCCUCUUCAACCGUCAACCCCAGCUCUCCUCCGAGCAAAAGAUAGCUCAAGCUGAGGCGGAGAUCGAUAUGGUGUCGGACAUGUACACACGGCUCGUACAAUCCUGCAGCAAGAAAUGCCUUGACACUUCCUACCGCGAGGCCGAUCUCAACAAGGGCGAGAGCGUGUGCCUGGACCGUUGCGUUUCCAAGUUUUUCGAGGUCAACGUCAAGGUCAGCGAGAAGAUGCAGGGCGAGGCGCAGGCAGGUGCCGGCGCACAGGGCAGGGGGUUUGGGAUGUAAACAGGGACAAUGAUGGCGAUGACA
Messenger RNA from Periconia digitata, 330 nucleotides. Lineage: Eukaryota; Fungi; Ascomycota; Dothideomycetes; Pleosporales; Periconiaceae. The record is from the annotation of a GenBank genome assembly.